UCCGUACAGGGGUGAUAGGAUUCACAUAAACAUGGAAAUCAGUAGUUAUUACCUCUAUGAAUGAAGUUGAGAGUUUAGAAAUUGGCCACAUGACUGACUGAACACGGUCGAAGCAAUGGGGCUUAGAUUUGUUGUGACGUUAAUGUUUAUUUUAUCCUUUGUUAAAAAAGAUGUCUUCGGUAAUAUGGUCAGUAUGAAGAUAGUCGAUGAACCCUCAAGCUAUGGUUUAAGCAACAGUUUUGGUGGCCUGUACCAGUCCCAGGAAGACAAGCUGCAGAUGAGGGUUCAUCCAGCCAACUUCUCGGGGCCUGCUCAUCUCAAGAGGCUGGUGGGGAAGUGCUUCAGUCUGGUGGACAACAGCUAUAAGUAUGAGUUCUGUCCCUUCUACAACGUGACCCAGCAUGAGCAGAGCCUGAGAUGGAAUCCAUACAGUGGAGUUCUGGGAGGGUAUCAGGAGUGGGAGAUCGAGAACAACACAUUCCACGCCAUGGUGAUGAGGGAGGGCGAUGCAUGUGGGGAAAUAUUCAGAUCAGUGAAGGUGUUCUUCAGGUGCAGCAACCACAGCCACGUGACUAAAGUGUCCGAGCCUCACACCUGUCAGUAUCACAUGGACUUCCUGACCCCCCUGGUCUGCCACAACCACUCCAUGCUGGUGUACCCCACCCUAGCGCGGGAACUGCAGGGGGAGUGGGACAGGGUUGAGGGGGAGCUUGUCAGGGAGGAAAUUACUCAACAGGGCUACAAGAAAAAGUUACGAAAAAUAUUUGAAGAUGCUGGAUAUUAUCUGUCAAAAGAAAAACAUAAAAUACUUUCCAAAGUACCAGAGAUUAAAAAGGAAGAACCAGCUAAGCCUGUGGAGGAGCCAAAGGGAGAGUUCUCAUCGAUGCAAAAAUGUACAGAGGAAGUCGCCAAGUUACGAGAGGAGCUUGCCCAGCUGAAGGAAGGGCUGCUAGUACGAGGGAUCAAGGAGUUCGAGCUAAGUAAUAAAAAAGCUGAAAAAUAACAUGAUGCAGUGUAUGUUACCAUGGUUACUGUGAUCACGGCUUCCGGCUUUGAGAGUCAAUCCACCAAUACAAGAUCACCAAAAUGUCACCGCAAUACAGAAUGGAACUGAAGAAAAUAAACAUGAAUCGUUGUGAUCUCAAUUCAUCAACAUCAUAAUCAUCAUUUUCAAUUGAAAUCCACAGACAUCCACGUGAAGCCGGUGUUGUUUAUAUGUGUUGUGUGACAUCUGGAGAACAGUUCGUGUUGUUCCCAUCUCCUACCCAGAGUUCCAAGUAGCCAGCCUGGUACCUCCGCCACAGACCAGAGACAUGGGAUGAUCUGUCACAUUUUACACAGUCCAUUCAACUGAAGAUACUGCAUCUGUUUUUCAUCGGUUUCAUUUUUCACAAGUCUACACAUUUAGAUAAAGAUAUAUCAUAGCGUGGUUGACAUUCAUUGAGAAAAUAUCCUUAAACAUGAAAAACUAUUUGCAUACUAUCCUUUGUUUACAUUGGUUGUACGUCUCCACGUGCUAUCAUCGAAGCGCUACUUCGAUGUUUAAAGAUACAUUUCAUGCAACUCACUGUUGCAGUUGUAGCAGCAUAUCUAUAUAAUUAUGCAAAACAAUAUCUAAAGUGCACUGAAAAGCUCCCAUGAGGCCUGUACUGAUUUCAGAAUUAGCAUGUUUGUUUACAAACAAGAAAGUCAAAUUAGCCUGUGGCAAUGGUGUAAUGCUGUCAUCACUGCACCCUUGUCAUGGCAAGGAGCCAGUGGAUGCAUACAAGUUGGCCCAUAUUUUGAGAGGAACAUGAAAUUUGUCACGUUAUUACAUACAACUAAAAAGUUAUGUAAUGUGAAAGAAUUGGGUAAUUUUUUUUGCGUCAUAUAUGUAGAAUUGGUUUUGAUUUGUUGCUAAGUUAUUGUGUAUUUUUCCUGUUAUACUGACCUGUUGUCUGUCAGUAGAGCAUCAUGUGAGACCACUGUGGGAAUUCCAGGUUAGAAUAGGUCACCAGCUACCUAUACAUGAUGCAUAGGGUGGUAUCAUAACCCAGUGACGUGACGUUGCUCUUAUUAUCAGUCACUCAAUUGUCUGGCCCAGACUCAAUAUAUUUUGUUGUUUAACGCCACACUCAGCAAUAUUCCAGCUACAUGACAGUGGUCUGUAAAUAAUCGAGUCUGGACCACAGAUUCAGUGAUUUACAUCAUGAGCAUUGAGUUUGAGGCCAGUUUCCAGGUCAGGUAUUGUGAUUGUACAUAUUUUCAAUGCAAAAUCCUAAUGAUGUGUGGAAACUUGAUUCUUUUCAUGACCUUGUGAUGACUCUACUUAUAGUUGAUAACCCUGUUAGGAUGAUUUUGCACCUUUAAGUCAUGACUUUAAUACAUACAGCAGAAUACAUUCCAGUUUUUAAUUAUUAAAUAGAAUUUGAGUUUGGGGGGACAGUAUUCUGCAUUCAUCAGGGCUGGAUACCUGGUAAUCCAGAUUAAUCAGGUUCCACUACUUGUACAGAGAUGGGAUAUUCAUAUUACUGUGGGAAUAAAUAUUUUGUUUACUGGG
Haliotis rufescens (red abalone) is the source of this 2539-nucleotide messenger RNA. Its product is annotated as N-acetylglucosamine-1-phosphotransferase subunit gamma-like. The record is from RefSeq and is a predicted model, not a curated record. The transcript is spliced from 10 exons. NCBI's taxonomy places the organism in Eukaryota, Metazoa, Mollusca, Gastropoda, Lepetellida, Haliotidae. Bases 116 to 1003 code for a protein of 295 amino acids. Gene Ontology annotation, cellular component: Golgi apparatus.